AUGGUCACCAUCAGGAACCCGGGGCUGAUGCCGGUGUCGUGCGUGCAGGUCCUGUUGGUUCUGGGCUCAGUGAGCGCUGUGCUGCUUCUGCUGGUAUUGGUUCGUCAGCUCGUCAAGCAAAGGAGACCCGCGGGUUUCCCCCCGGGGCCGUCCCCCAUCCCCAUCAUCGGGAACAUUAUGUCUCUAGUCACUGAGCCGCACGUCUUCCUGAAGAAGCAGAGUGAAGUUCACGGACAGAUCUUCAGCCUGGAUCUUGGAGGCAUCCUGGCUGUGGUGCUAAAUGGAUAUGACUGUUUGAGAGAAUGUCUCUACCAUCAGAGUGAAGUGUUUGCUGACCGUCCAUCUCUGCCUCUGUUUCAAAAGAUGACUAAAAUGGGCGGUUUACUCAACUGCAAGUACGGCAAAGGCUGGAUUGAGCACCGUAAACUGGCCUGCAACUCUUUCCGUUACUUUGGCAGUGGUCAGAGGUUAUUUGAGAGGAAGAUCUCAGAGGAGUGCAUGUUCUUUAUUGAUGCCAUAGAUGAACACAAAGGAAAACCAUUCAACCCCAAACAUCUGGUGACCAAUGCUGUCUCAAACAUCACCAACCUCAUCAUCUUCGGACAGCGCUUCACAUACGACGACAAAAACUUCCAGCAUAUGAUUGAGCUCUUCAGUGAGAAUGUGGAGCUUGCAGUCAGUAGCUGGGCCUUCCUCUACAAUGCGUUUCCUUGGCUGGAGUAUGUGCCGUUUGGAAAACACCAGAAGUUAUUCCGAAAUGCUGCAAAGGUGUAUGACUUCUUACAAGAGGUGAUAGAUGGGUUUUCAAAAGGUCGAGUGCCCCAUGUGCCAAGACAUUAUGUGGAUGCAUAUCUGGAUGAAUUGGAACAAAAUGCAGGGGACACUUGUUCGUCAUUUUCAAAAGAGAAUCUGAUCUUUUCUGUGGGCGAGCUGAUAAUAGCUGGCACUGAGACGACCACUAACACUCUAAGGUGGGCGAUGCUUUACAUGGCCCUCUACCCAAAUAUACAAGAAAGAGUGCACAGAGAGAUUGACAGUGUGUUGACAAAUGGUCGGAUGCCCACUCUCGACGACAAACACAAGAUGCCUUUUGUUGAGGCUGUACUGCAUGAAGUGCUGCGCUUCUGUAACAUUGUUCCACUGGGCAUUUUCCGAGCUACGUCCCAGGACGCAAAUGUCAAUGGCUACAAAAUUCCCAAAGGCACAUUGGUAAUCACUAACCUCUACUCUGUACAUUUUGACGAGAAGUACUGGCAGGAGCCGGGUGUUUUCUCACCACAGAGGUUUCUGGACAAUAAUGGUAACUUUGUCAGACGUGAGGCCUUCCUUCCAUUCUCGUUAGGAAGACGCCAGUGCUUGGGUGAGCAAUUAGCCAGAAUGGAAAUGUUUCUCUUCUUCACCACAUUGCUUCAAAGAUUCCAUCUACAGUUUCCUCCAGGAACAAUUCCCUCUGUCACUCCCAAACUCGGCAUGACCCUCCAGCCGAAGCCUUACUCCAUUUGUGCUGUGCGCAGACAGCAGCGAGUUCCCAGUCCUGCACACACUCCUUAG
This is a messenger RNA of Knipowitschia caucasica, 1551 nucleotides long. Lineage: Eukaryota; Metazoa; Chordata; Actinopteri; Gobiiformes; Gobiidae. The record is from the annotation of a GenBank genome assembly.